Messenger RNA from Hansenula anomala, 691 nucleotides. RefSeq names its product F1F0 ATP synthase subunit delta (gene ATP16). Bases 14 to 499 code for a protein of 161 amino acids. Lineage: Eukaryota; Fungi; Ascomycota; Saccharomycetes; Phaffomycetales; Wickerhamomycetaceae. The record is from RefSeq and is a predicted model, not a curated record. Gene Ontology annotation, molecular function: proton-transporting ATP synthase activity, rotational mechanism. The transcript has a single exon. Gene Ontology annotation, biological process: proton motive force-driven ATP synthesis.
CACAACUCACAAAAUGUUCAGAUCAAACGCCUUCAAAUCCGUUGCUCGUCAAACCCAAUUGAUCGCCAGAAGAACUUACGCUGAUGCUGCUUCUGCCACCGAUGUUUUAAAAUUAUCAUUGGCUUUACCUCACGAAACUUUAUUCUCUUCCUCUGAAGUUACUCAAGUUAAUGUCCCAGGUGUCAAUGGUGAUUUUGGUAUCUUAGCUAACCACGUUCCAAUCAUUGAACAAUUGAGACCAGGUGUUGUUGAAAUUAUUGAAUCUUCAGGUACUACCAAACAAUUUUUCGUUUCAGGUGGUUUCGCUACUGUUCAACCAGGUUCAACUUUAUCAAUCACUGCCAUUGAAGCUUUCGAACCAUCUGCUUUCUCUGCUGAAACUAUCAAAUCACAAUUAGCUGAAGCUCAAAAGAACGUUACAAGUAGUGAUGAAGCCGUUGCUGCUGUUGCCGGUAUUCAAAUUGAAGUUUUAGAAGCUUUACAAUCAGUUGCCAAAUAAGAUAACUAUUAGAAAACAAUCAAUUUGACAAUAAAGAAAAAAAAUAACAAAGAAAAAAAUAAUAUAAACUUAUUCAUUAUAAACAAAAGAUAGAAUGGUGAGAAAUUUUUGAAAAGUUUCAAGUUUUUGUGGAGUUACGAAAAGCAAAAAAAAAACGUUUAAUAUGAAUUUGAAACCAAACUAAGAAGAAGG